UGCCUCUCCACCGCCUCCUCCCUCGCCGCACCUCGCCAGCUUCAGCACCACCGCUGCCGCCUCGCCGCCUGCAGCUGCCUCCGCCGCUGAGCUUGAGCUGCGGCUCCGCUGCCAGUCCUCACCGCCACCCCCUCUGCCUCUCGCGCGAUGCGGCUGCGCGUCUCCUUCGCCGACGCGCCCACGUUCCUGCGCAUGAUCCAGGCCGUGGCAAAGACGUCGCCCAAGUGCAUCAUCCGCCUCAGCGCCGCCGCCGUGCAGAUCAUCGUGCCCGGCGAGGCGCUCGAGAGCAUGCAGAUCUGGUCCACGGUGCCUGUCGACGCAUUCUUCAACGCCGACUACCGCAUCGAGUCCAACUUCAACAACCAGAUUAACCUCGAGAUCGCCACCGAGCCGCUGCUGCAGGCGCUGCGCUCCACGGGCAAAGACGCGGCAGACGUCACGAUGCGCCUCGCGAAGAGGGAUCGUGAUCCGCUGCUGAGCUUCAGCAUUGGGAAUACGACGAUGAACGGCGCGCGCCUCGAGAUCGUGCAAGAGGUGCUGAUCCGCAUCCUCAAGCCGGCCGACAUUAACCGCAUCCAAGAGCCCGUCUCGCCCGUGCCCGACGUGCACAUCUUCCUGCCCGCCAAGAUCUCCAAGCUGCGCAAGGUGGCCGAGCGCAUGCACUCGCUCACGGCGGACCACAUCCUGCUCUCGGCCAGCCGCAGUGGCGAGCUGAAGCUGGCGAUUGAGAAGGAUGACUGCAGAGUCGAGACGACGUGGAAGGACUGUGCGAGACCGAAGGGAGACGACAUCACACAAAGCGACGACGACCAUCCUGCAAGCCAUCACUUCUCGGUCAAGCUCGACAUGAAGUCCUUCAUGCGUCUCCUCUCCUCCAACAUCGUCGAUGCCAGCUCGAUCAUCGCGUGCAUCUGCGAGGCGCACUGCGCCAUCUUCUAUGUCUACAUCGGCGACACGAGCCAGCGCAGCAGCCGAGGGGUCAUGACGUUUUUCCUGCCCGGCCUCGACACAUGAGCGCCUCCUUCUCGCCCCGCGCUUUGCCCCCGCUCCACGUCUCCUCAGUCACCGUAUCUCGCCUCGCAUCUCCGCACUGCUUCCUCGCCAUUCAACCACGUCACUCAGCCUCCCCCACAUCACCGUCACCUCUCUCACAUGCCACGCCUGUAUCAUUUGCCUCCACUGCCCCAGUAGCGAUCGCCCAUGUUGCCGCAGCCCGGCUCCAGGCUCCAGCAGACGCGCGUCUGCUCCUCUCCUUCCG
Molecule: messenger RNA, 1258 nt
Organism: Tilletiopsis washingtonensis
Lineage: Eukaryota; Fungi; Basidiomycota; Exobasidiomycetes; Entylomatales
Product: cell cycle checkpoint
Exons: 10
Coding region: 148-1014 (288 amino acids)
Biological process (GO): double-strand break repair via homologous recombination; meiotic DNA integrity checkpoint signaling; mitotic DNA replication checkpoint signaling
Cellular component (GO): site of double-strand break; nucleolus; checkpoint clamp complex
Source: RefSeq, a predicted model, not a curated record